AUGGAAGAAGAUCCAGCUACAGCCUAUGAACGUCUAAGGGAUGACUACUAUGAGGGCAUGAACAGCUUCGAAGCUGUUGAGGGCGAUAAGGAGAAUGUGCUUCCACGACGGCAGGGACGACGCGUUAGUGAUCUCGAUGCAGCCUACAACAGCGACCAGCAUGAAAGAGAGCAACAAAGGAAACAAGGACAUGAGGCAUUCCUGCAGGAAAUUGAACGCAUUGACGACCUUGACGAUCCUCUUGAUGUGUAUAUACGCUACAUUCACUGGACGGAGGCCAACUAUCCGCAGGGACACAAUCAGGAAUCGGAUCUACGAGGGUUGCUUGAAGAGACCACUGGACGUUUCGAGAAGCAUACACAAUACAAGAACGAUGCACGCUAUUUACGAUGUUGGAUUCAAUACAUACAAUAUGCCGAUCAGCCCAAGCAAAUCUACAGAGACCUUAUGAAUAAGGGGAUUGGUCAAGAUCUUGCAUUGUUUUAUGAAACGUACGCCGAUUAUCUUGAGCGUUGUGGAGAGAUGGAUGAAGCAAGCAAAGUAUACAAGAUCGGCAUGGAACGAGAAGCACAACCAUUGAAUCGAUUACGACGACAUCAAGAUGCUUUCGAGAAUAGGCGGACAAUGAGGGAGAGCUUGGCGCGAUCAACAGAUGACCCAAGGUCGAGAAUGCGUGCACCGAAUCGAGUGAUGUUGGGCGUGAGAUUGGAUGCACGAUCUUCAUUUUCAUCAACACCUCGUCGAUUAGGGGUUUCACCUGGUAUUGCAAAUUCUGUAUCCAGCGUCAUUACACCAGCUCGUCAAUUUUCAGUCUUUACAGGCCCUGAAUCAUCAUCAUCAGCAUCAACAACAACAUCACCAUCAUCACCAUCAUCUAGUAAUAACGCCGUCGUCCCUAAUAAUACAUCAUCCGCUAUCAUCUCCAAUCGCAUCGAAAAUCAGAUGCCAGUCGACAAGUUUGCUGGUAGCACGUUAUCGCAAAAAGAUUAUAUCCGCCCUCCUCCUUCACAAUUCCAAGUCUAUCGUGAUCAAUCAUCUGAUCAAUCAGGGCAUUCUCAUCGCACAUAUCAAAACUCCCAGCAGGAGCUUGUAGAUCGAUUCCAACGCAACAAACACAUAUACAUUCAUUCAAGUUCAUCAGGUGGAAAGCAUGAGGUAGUAGCGGCAAACCAGGAAUGCAUUCGGGAUGGUGUCGUUACAAGCUUUGAGGAGCUCCGUGCUCAUAUGCAAUCACAACGACGACGGAUGGCUAAAGGCAAACAAAAGCAAGUGGAAGAAGAUGAUGACGUUGGAGAGUCUUCAGAAUUCCAUUAUACCGACAACAAUGUGGGCCAUCCCCCUCAAGAUAUAACGAUCGAAUUGACGGAGGAGACACGUGCGGCCCUUCGUACGAUUAAUUCGCUGAUGAGCAAGAAUAAGGACAUGUCGAUCGAUGAAGACGAUGAAGCAGAAAUGUGGACGCGUAGCAAUAAACGACCAAGACGGCAUGUGAAUGAAAACGAGGACGGCAGUAAUCACCACCACCACCCAGCCAUUGUACCUGUCAAGAAAUAUGGACAUGAUGCCAAUCGGAUACCGUUUAUGGAUGUUUGUCCCACUACGCCACCACCCAGCUCACCCUUUUUCAAUGAUGCUGAAGGCGGACAUCUUGAAGAUGACGAGGACGACGAGGAUGACGACUUUAAAGAGAUGCAACGGAUGCAACGUGAAGUACAAGAAGCCGAGCAAAGGAAACGUCAGAGAUUGGAUUAA
Messenger RNA from Lichtheimia ornata, 1752 nucleotides. RefSeq lists its product as uncharacterized. The coding region runs from base 1 to 1752 and encodes 583 amino acids. The transcript is spliced from 3 exons. Gene Ontology annotation, biological process: mitotic spindle assembly checkpoint signaling. The record is from RefSeq and is a predicted model, not a curated record. NCBI's taxonomy places the organism in Eukaryota, Fungi, Mucoromycota, Mucoromycetes, Mucorales, Lichtheimiaceae.